AUGGGCAGCUACACUUUCAAGUGGGAGCAUCCCGCCGAAGAAGUGUUCGUCACGGGCACCUUUGACAACUGGACGAAGAGCGAGCAGUUGGUCAAGGAGGGUGACGUCUUCCAGAAGACGGUGGCCCUGAAAGAUGCAUCGCAGAAAAUAUACUUCAAGUACGUCGUCGACGGAAACUGGACGGUAAACGAGUCUUCUCCCAAGGAGGCCGAUCACGAAGGCAACGUCAACAACUUUAUUACUCCUGAGGACAUUCUCAAGUCCGACCCCGCAGCUGCCUUCAUCAGCACCGUUACUCCCCAGUCCACUACCGCUAAAAUGGCGAGUGAGCAACCCGUUGAGAAGCCCGAGGGUAUCGCUACCCCUUCUGACGUUCCCGGCGGCUUCCCGGCGACCCCCCAAACCGAGUUGGACAAGACGGUCAGCGUCAAUCCUCUGCCCGCUGCCGCUGGUGCCAUCAACCCCAUCCAGCUCGCGCCUGGCGAGGAGGUUCCCAAUGUUGGCAUUGAGAGCACCAAUGAGCACGUCAAGCUCGACAAGGAGUCUUAUGAGAAGAGCGACGCCCUUCCCGGCGUCGUCGCCGCCGACCUGCCUCCUGUCACCAGCAAUCUGAUUCCCGAAUCCAGCCUUCCCGUGACUGCUGCCUCCGAGGACGUCCACAUCAACACCGUUGGUGCUGGCGCCACUACCGUUGGCCUGGCUGCUCAAGUUCCCCUUGAGGCCAAGGUUCCCGAAGUCGUCAAGGAGAGCCAGGAGAAGGCCAACGCCGAGCCUGAAGCCGCCGCCGUCCCCGCAGAAGUCGAGGCCAAGGCCAAGGUUGAGGAGGAGCUCAAGGAGAAGGUCACUGAAGCUCCCGUCACCUCCGAGGACAAGCCUGUCCUCGACACCGGUGCCAUUGCUGCUGCCGCUGCCACAACCGGCGCUGCUGUUGUGGCUGCUGUCGUUGCCGCCAAGGACAGCCUUGUCGAGACCGCCGCACCCGUCGCCAACGACACUGUUGCUGCUGCUGUUGAUGCCGCCAACAAGAACCUCCCCGACUCCGUCAAGGAGCAGCUGCCUGAGCCCGUGAAGGAGACACUGGCGCAGCACGAGACUGCCGCCAAGGAGGAGACACGAGAGGAGGUAUCUCCCGAAGUCCCCGCCGAGGUCAAGGAGUCCAUCACCGAGGCCGGCAAGAGCCCCGAAGCUGCCGCCAACACUGUCGCCGUCGAGGAGAAGAAGGAGGUCGAGGCCGAGCUGCUGAAAGAAGUCAAGCCCGUCGCGGCUGUCGAUGAGCCCAAGGUUGAGGAGACCAAAACCCCGGUUGAGGUGCCCGUCACCUCUGCUACCAUUACCGAUGUGGCAGCCAUUGACAGCCCAGUGACCGAGGUCAGCAAUGUCCAGGUGACCAAGACUGAGGUCCCUGUCGAGGAGCUCACCAAGGACGCCCCCGCAACCGAGGCGCCCAAGGCUGUUGAGGAGCCAAAGGUCGAGGAGCCCAAGACUGAGGUGGCUGCCCCGGCUCCCAUUGACACAACAGUUGCCUCGGAAGCCCCCAAGGCCGACACCACCGUCGAUACCCCCGUCACCGAGACUGACAAGACGGAGGUGCCUCCGGUCGACGCGGCUACUGAAGAGCCCGCCAAGGCCGAUGCUGCCAACGGCACCAACGGCGCCCAUAGCGAUAAGACGUCUGAGAAGAAAAAGAAUCGUAUCAGCGCCUUCUUCAGCCGGUUCAGCAGGCACAAGUCCUCGGACAAGAACUAG
Messenger RNA from Trichoderma breve, 1746 nucleotides. RefSeq names its product glycogen recognition site of AMP-activated protein kinase domain-containing protein. NCBI's taxonomy places the organism in Eukaryota, Fungi, Ascomycota, Sordariomycetes, Hypocreales, Hypocreaceae. The coding region runs from base 1 to 1746 and encodes 581 amino acids. The transcript has 3 exons. The record is from RefSeq and is a predicted model, not a curated record.